Messenger RNA from Mercenaria mercenaria, 1666 nucleotides. RefSeq lists its product as uncharacterized. The transcript has 2 exons. Gene Ontology annotation, biological process: proteolysis. Lineage: Eukaryota; Metazoa; Mollusca; Bivalvia; Venerida; Veneridae. The record is from RefSeq and is a predicted model, not a curated record. Bases 207 to 1052 code for a protein of 281 amino acids. Gene Ontology annotation, molecular function: cysteine-type endopeptidase activity.
AUUUGUAUAUGUCAAAGUAUGUAAAUAUAUAUAACCGAAUUUCACAUAAAUAUAAUUAUACAAGAGCGCAUACUAAAACGUACGGUAUAUACCGGAGUGACAACACGGCCAUUAGUAGGCUUGGACGAAAACAAAACAAGGAAGAAAACUGAGCAAGCUGUGGUUUCGAGAAUUGUCGUCAAGAUCGAAGAAUCUUCUGUGAGAGAAUGUCUGUGUUUACAUAUGAAGACUACACUGGUAAUGUGUAUAGGCUUAGAAAAAGAAUUCUAGUAACAAUUUUCUCACAGCCUUUUCCGCUGAAUGCAGGAGAUGAUCGUUACCUAGAGAAAAGAAUGAUGGAAGAUAGGCAUGGGUAUAGAUCAGACGUAGACGCAGGCUAUUUACAAGAUCUUUUUAAAAGAAUUCAUUAUCCAGAAACUGCAGAUGUUCGACUAAAGAAUCGCCUUAGAAAAGAUGAAAUCAAACAAUAUAUAAAAGAUUUAGGUAGCUCACAAGAAUGUCUAGAGUAUGACACUUUCUUCUUUGCUUUUCUCACUUACCUUUCAUGUGAGAACACUGGCAGCACAGUUUACAGGGAUGAGAGGAUCCAUCUUGACGAUGGGUUGUGUCCUCUGCAGGAUAUAUAUGACGAAGUGAAGAAUGUCGAAGCAAUGAGAAUGAAACCAAAGGUUUUUCUGAUACAGGCCGAUGACAUAAGCUUGCUCUUUCCAAUACAGUAUAUCAAAGGUGAGAAGAUUGUGAAACCUUUAAAGAUCCCUCAAGACGCCGAUCGACUGGUAAUCAUGUCUGAUAUUCCCCAGAGGUUUGCGAACCGCAGUCGCGAAACAGAGGAGAAAAAUCCGUCAUUCUUAAUCAAAGCCUUUUGUGACAGUCUGGUGGAGAACAGUCAGCGUAGUACAGAGAACAGGCUUGAUUUAUUAUCAUUAACAACCGUGAUAAACAACAAGGUAAGGGUAAGGAUUGGAGAACUGAAUAAAGCUGGCGUAGAAAGAGCCAAAGAUAUGCAUGUUCCACUUGUUACAUCUACACUGACAAAAUUAGUCACAAUUUGAAAACGAAUACUGACAGAGCUUGUCAUAGAUAAUGAAGUGACUCGAGUUGAAUUGGGAAUAUUAAUCGAUGUUCAGUCAGUGUUUUAUAGAUUUGGAGUUUGUUUCAGUAUAAACUGACAGCACCAGAAAAAAAUGUGAACAAUUAAGAACACACCCUUACCCCCUGUACGGAUGUCAUCUAGUUGUUGUGCAAUACAAAACUGUGUUUUACGAAUACAUUAGGCAAAGACUUGGGUGAUUUCUGGCAUUUUACUGAUACCUUAUGAAUAAGUAACUGUUGUAAAUUAAAUGUGCGUAACUCGCCAAUGUAAACCAUGUUGUGAUUGUGACUUGCCUACUUUUUGUCUGUGUAACUGUAUGUGACAGAAUGAUGUACACGUAUAUCAGUUUUAGAAUUACAUCUAUAGAUAAGGAACACGUUUUGAAAGAAAUUACGUACUCAUCAAAGACAUUGCCCAGAGAAUAACGUGAAGAAAAAAACACACACACACACACACACAUAAAUGUACACAAGUAACUAUUUAUCUAUUUGCAUAUUGUAAAGGACAUCCAGCCCAUUACGUGUAAAAUGUUUUUGACUUAAAGUGUAUAAUAUAAGGUUAUGCAAAUCGUGA